Cooperia oncophora is the source of this 1950-nucleotide messenger RNA. The record is from the annotation of a GenBank genome assembly. NCBI's taxonomy places the organism in Eukaryota, Metazoa, Nematoda, Chromadorea, Rhabditida, Trichostrongylidae.
AUGGGUAGCAAAAAUCGACAAAAAUCAGCGGUACACAAAAAGAAAUCUAAAGGAGCUCCAAAAGUGAAUCCAUUCGAGCUGAAAUUCAACAGAUCAAAGCAUGAUGUGCUCGGAAAGAAGAAAGGUGCCGUUGGCGUUGGACAUCCUGGACUAUCGCGAAAACGCGCUUACGAACAACGAGAAAAGACUCUGGGCGUUGAAUAUGAUCGAAUUGGAAAAGUGAAUAAGAUUGUCGAUCGGCGCAUAGGCGAGAAGAAUAAGAGUAUAACUACUGAAGAAAAGGCUUCACUGAGAUUCGCGGCUGAACGUGCGAAGCAUCUGAAGAAAGGCAGCAAGUUCAACCUAACUGAUGACAACGAAGAGAAUGAGGAGUUGCUGACUCAUGGUGGCAGAGCUCUAACAGACAUUCAAAAAUACGACAAGACUAUAGCUUCCGAUGAUGAUGACGACGAUGGUAACAUUGGUGCUGACGUGGAAAAGCUUAGUCGCAAAGAUGUGAUAGCCGAUUUAAUAGCGAAGACUAGACAAGCUCGGGAGGAAAAACACAUUGCAAAAGAUGAACUGGAAACUGUAACUGAAGACCUGGAUGCGAAGUAUCUCAAGCUCUUGGACAAAGUGAAAAAUGUGUUCAGGCCUGUUGGAGCAACAAAAGCUGAAAAGAGCGAAAAAGAUGACUACGAUAAACUGGCGAUUAGUCUUAAAAUAGAUGCUGACGCAAGGGCUACACCUGCAGAACGCACAAAAACAGCUGAAGAGUUGGCUGUGGAAGAGCGACAUUACUUGGAAGAGAUGGAAUCUCUAAGAAGAGCUAGGAUGAAUGCAGAGACUAACAAGAAAGGGCAUCAUUCUGUGGAUGCAGAGCUGGUCGAUGAAAAACAGAAGAAAAAGUCAAAGAAAGUUGGAUUUGAAGUGCGGUUUGGUUCUGAUGGGAAGCUAAUGAACUCAGAUAAGAUAGAGCCUGUUUCUAAGAAGAAGAUAGCUAUUGACUCCGACGAGGAGCUAACAGACGAAGAACAAGAGGAUGAAAACGAAGAAGAGCUUGAUGACUUGCUUGAUGAGCACGACGGUGUCGGCGAAGAGCGGCACGAGCAAAAACGCUCGAAGACAAUGACAGUGAGGAUGACGAAGUUGACGACGAGCAAAAUGAGGAUGUUGACGAAGAAGAGGAAGAAGAUGGCGAUUCAUCAGGCGACGAUGCAGAAGAAGGAUGCUAUGGAUAGCGAGGAGAGGAAGUUGCUGACAAAAAGACGAAAAAGCGUGGACAACAAGAAGUAUGAGGCACUCGUAGAACUACUGAAGAAGUAUCCUGCUGGCAAGAUUGAUGUUGUUUUACAACGGCUAAUAAAAUGCUACCAUCCGAGUCUUGCAGAAGGUAAUAAGAAACUCCUUUCAAAGUUAUUUCUCUACCUGCUGCGCGAUGAUUAUGAGAUGAUGUCGAAACGGACACUCUCCGCUGAUAACAUGAAAACUGAUGUAGAGUUCAGCGCCAGAUGUGUCCGGGCUCUAAUACGUCAGAAUUGGAAGAAGCGUAUGAGCAAGCCGAAAUCUUCUACCCAGUUUUCUCUAAUCACUUUGUUGAGAUUGAUUGCAUCCCUCUUUCCUGUUAGCGACAGAUGGCACCCAGUCUGCUCUCCAGCCAUGGCUCUAGCGGCCAUAACCCUUGCGAAAUGUCAAAUAUUGAAUAUGACUGUCCUCACACGUCAGAUACUUCUUGCAACAGUAGUGAGCGACUAUGUGGAGGAAAGCAGGCGCUAUGUACCAGAGGCCAUAGCGUUCUGUCAAGGAGCGUUGCUAAUGGCUGUAGAAAACGAAGAAAACGAACGUGCUCGCAGUCGUUGCCGUUCGCCUAUUUCGUGGCCGCAUAAGAGAAUGGCUUCUGCAUGCCGAGAAUUUGCCGAAGGAUGCGGAAGUGAAGCCGUUGGAAUUACCAGUGGUGUUUGCGGAAGAUGA